AGACAUGGACAAAGAGGCUAAUAUUAUUACCACUCUGAAUAGCUCAUCUCCAAAGAGGAAAGGUCAUGUCAAUGCUGAGAAGAUAGCUGUUUUAAAUGCAUGGCAUCGAGUUGAUUGUCGAACAAGAGAGGCACUUCGCCGUAGCUUUCUUUCAGAACUGAUUGAGGGCUAUGAGGAUUGCAUACGGGCCUUCAUUAACGAGAGUGGAGAUGGAGAUGUGCUUGUGCUGAAGGUUCAAGAUUAUUUUGAUAGGUUGUUGCUGCAUGGUGUCUGUGAAUUCUACAAUUUGGUCUCAAUAACAGUUACAGAAUCGAAGGAUUCGGAGUCAAUGAAGAUGACAAAGAUAAAAAAGAAGAAAAGGGUUUCGCCCGAGCUCCCAAACAUUACCCUGUCCCAUUUUCUGAAAAUGUCCAAGGAAGGAAUCUGGUAAAAGUUUCGCUAGCCAGGAUUCUCCUAUUCAUGAUGGAUAUAAAUAAGGUUGUGUAUAAUAAUAUGAUUUAAUUGUGAAACUUCAUGUAUCUUGAUGAAGCAAUUUGAUUUCCCUGUCUCAAUUAUCUACUGUCAACUAGUUCAUUGACAGGUAGCUUUAAAAAACUGGGUUCUAUGUAGUCACCAAGUCAACACAAGAUUAGUGUUUAUCAAGGGCAUUAGCCUGUUUCUUUAUGCUGAUGUGGAAGCUGUUCUUUUUUACUGGAUAA
This is a messenger RNA of Pistacia vera, 698 nucleotides long. RefSeq lists its product as uncharacterized. Bases 5 to 430 code for a protein of 141 amino acids. The transcript has 4 exons. NCBI's taxonomy places the organism in Eukaryota, Viridiplantae, Streptophyta, Magnoliopsida, Sapindales, Anacardiaceae. Gene Ontology annotation, molecular function: nucleic acid binding. The record is from RefSeq and is a predicted model, not a curated record.